This is a messenger RNA of Calypte anna (Anna's hummingbird), 1839 nucleotides long. It is a transcript of the gene ISX, whose product is annotated as intestine specific homeobox. Gene Ontology annotation, biological process: regulation of transcription by RNA polymerase II. The transcript has 5 exons. Lineage: Eukaryota; Metazoa; Chordata; Aves; Apodiformes; Trochilidae. The coding region runs from base 227 to 1144 and encodes 305 amino acids. The record is from RefSeq and is a predicted model, not a curated record. Gene Ontology annotation, molecular function: RNA polymerase II transcription regulatory region sequence-specific DNA binding; DNA-binding transcription factor activity, RNA polymerase II-specific.
ACACCUGGGCACUCAGGUCUUGGUCCCAAGCUGUGAUCAGUCUAAAGGAGCAGACACGUGUACUCAUCAGUGAGUUGCCUUUUUUUCUCCUCCUGGACCUCCUGCAGAUUGUCCCAGCACAGGUGGGGAGGGACGUGCACCUUCCCAGCUGGAUGUUUCUUGGGGUGCCCCGAGAGCCAGGAGAGCAGGCGGGGAUUCUCUGUCCUGUGGCUGCUUUGGCAGGAAGAUGAUGGAUUCUCAGGAGUGUGUCAGCCAGGGGAAGCCCAGCCUGCCCUUCUCCAUUGAGGAAAUCCUAAAGAAACCUUCUGUCAACACCACCCUAAGCAGGGUAACCAGGAACAGAAGUAUCUACGCUGAGAGACCACUGGCUGUAAAAGCUGAGUCACCACUGGCCUGUGAUUCUAGCCGGAGGACUCAGUUAGACUGUGACUUGCCUUCAGCCAAAAUGCUUCUCCCUGGCACAUGUGCUACACCCAUGGUGAAGGCAAAGAAAGUACAGGCAGCUCACUGCAGCAGACCUACUAACAGCUCAGCUUCCCUCCUGGGUGUGAAUGCAGGGUGUGAACAUCAGGAAGGCAAAAGAAAACAUGAGGAAGAAGAUCAACUAUGUGAUUUCCCAACGGAUCAUCCACUUCAUGUUGAGAGGAAAGGGAAAAGGAGAAUCCGGACAACAUUCACAGCUGAGCAGCUCCAGGAACUGGAGAAGAUUUUCCAAGUGACUCACUACCCAGAUGUCCAUAUUCGCAAUCAACUGGCAGCAAAGAUAAACCUCCCAGAAGCCAGAGUUCAGAUCUGGUUCCAGAACCAGCGAGCAAAAUGGAGGAAACAUGAAAAAUUUGGCAACUUUGGUGGCCUUCAGCGUCUGACAGAAGUUGACUUUGUUCCUGCUCCCAAGUCAGAUGUCACAGCUCCUAGCUUGAUGCCAAGAAAACUCACUGCUACCAUCCCUGCCAUGGGAUACUACUCACCUCUGCAAGGCCAGCUGACAACUACCUGGCUGCCCAGCUCACUCUCCUUUGUCCCCCACCACUCGGAGUUACUGCCCUUCCCCAAACCAUACUUGCUUUUCAAUGUCACCCCCCCUUAUGGCACACCUCUACCCCACAAGCUGGAAAGGAGCAGUAUCUGCGCCAGCUCCACAUAGAGGAGGACACAGGGGAGUGGCAGUGACUUUGGGGGUCACGCUUUGCUCACCCAAUACAGUUUUGGGGGUGUGCAGAUCCUCUCUUUGAAGAAGCCUGCCUGGAUGAAGGUGGUCUGCAGUGCAAGGUCAGCAUGCUGAAGGAGUGCUACCAUGAGUCACGACAGCUCAUCAAACAUGGAUGGCAGCCACCAUGGACCAGGAGAGAGCUCCCCAUAUGCCUAGGGAGAAGCAUGCUCAGUAGAAACCCAAUUGCUCAACUGAGAGCCUGAGGGGACAGUGCACCAAACAGCCCUACGAAAGGACUGGUGUUUGACAAAGCCCUGAGACAAUGCUGGAUGAGAUACUCUUGGGCUGGUGGCUUGGAGCAGGCAGGAUGCCUACAAUAGCCCCACGGUCCAGCCAAAGGGGUUUUCCUCCACAGGUUUAGGUCUCUUUCCUCACACAUUCUAGUCCUCGUGCUGGGGAGUGCAAAGAACAUUUUUAGGUCAAAAAGCAAACGUUCAAGAUAAUUUUUCUUUUCCGACUAGGGGAUGAGGGGGGUGGGUUUGAUUUGCUGUCUGUGCUUAUGAUUUAAUAAAGGGGCACAAAUGCAAUUUGGGCUGAAAUACGGAAAUCUGAGAGGGGUAGCAAUGCUGAGCUCUGGAUUUGGUACCUUGAGUCUCUUGGGGCAAAAGAAUUCUUCAGCUAGUUAAUUA